GACCCAGUAUUGCUUAGUCGUCCGAGUACGUGACGCUUUAUCAAUGUUAAUUCAUUAAUAGUACCUUCUAAGUAUAAUAGGAGCUGAAACGAUAACUACGUUACGGUCUUAAACAAAUGAAAAAGUGAAAAUUAAUAACAUUUUUAUUGAAAACCAAACAGGAUAAGCGCACGCGGGUCAAUACAGUGGUUGGCGGCAGCGUGGCGUACAAAUUAUGCUAAAGAGCAUCAACGCUGCCUUCCAAUAUGCAGAAAACAAAUUCAGCUACGCCACCGUCAGCAGGAGCAUCGCCAGUGACGGCAGCAGAUAGCGUUGCGACAACAUCGAAUGUGGUGUCAGCUUCAGAAGCCGCAUCCAGUGCAAAUAGCAAUAGCGGCGAACGUUGCGACUCCGCUGCUCCAGCAUAUGGCACAGCAAAGCAGCAGCUGCAGCAGCAGCAACAAGAAUUGACGCCUAGCUGCAAGGAACAGAAUCUGCAACCCGAUGAGCAGCCGAUAGCCAUACACUAUUUAGCCAGCUUCCAUAUGAUCUGUGUAGUUACGGCCCUGUUGCCCUUGGUUACGCUCUUCACAUGUUUUGUGACCGCCUACGUCUUCCAGUACGACGAUGUACAUGAGACACAUUGCCGGGUUUAUAACAUAAUACCCUCGAUAAGUGCAAUUACUGGGGUUAGCCCGCAGCGUUAUUUCUGGCGUUUCAGUAUUGCGCUGCACAUCGGACCACGUAUACCCAUUGCCUUUGUCUAUAAGAACUAUUAUCGCGCCCAGUUGGCUCGGCUAGCGCCAUCGCUGGUACUAAAGACCAGUUGGCUAAUCACAUUAAUUUUGGUGUUAAACUGCAUUGAGAUUGCGGCAUUAGGUGGAGUGACCUAUAUAUCGAAUCGCGAGAACUAUCCUGUUCAUGAGAGAAUCUUUAUUACGUUUAUGGUAUGCUCGCUGUGCUAUAUGUUGGCUACCAUAAAGCUGAAUGGCAUAUUGAAUGCACGUAAAACGCUCAAUGCACGGCAGCUUCAAUCCAUCAAAUGGAAGAAAAUACUCUUUGUUGCCUCCAUAUUGAGCACCAUUGGUCUCCUGGUAUUUUUUGCUAAGCACCGUUUCUACUGCCACGAUCUGGCUUUCAGUUGGUUUGCAUUCUUUGAAUAUUUGAUUGCUAUUGCCAAUAUGCUGUUCCAUUUCACCAUCAUAUGGGACUUUCCAUCGCAGUUCAUGCUGAUUGUGCAGGGGCCGCGUGAAAAUUUGACGCAGUAUUUGGGCGCAAAGCCGAAAAUUAACUAAUUCCCCCAUCAUAUGUAAAGUCCUAGUUGAUUUACACAUAUUUCUUUUUUUGUAAAUUAUAAAUUGUACACAUAGACACAUACACACAUACAAAUAGAGAAUCACAAAACAUAGUCGUAUACAUAUGUAGAAUGUGGAAUGCAACUUUAACGAAACGUACAAUUGUACCAUUAUACUCUAAAUAAUUUACAACUAGCGCUUCCAUAACCAAAAUGAAACGAAAAUAACGCUUGAAUACAUUUUGUAUUAUUCUCACCUGUUCCAAUUCGACAAAGGUAUAUAUCCGAUUUAAUGAUUAUGUUAACUAUGCGUACAAAAUUUCAAAACAAAAAUGUUCACAAGUAAAUAACAUAAAAUUUUAGUCUCUAAGUUAUCUUGAAACAUUUUAUCGAAUUCCACAAUUAAAUACCAUACAUAUAUACCAUGUGUACAACCUGCGAGCUGCUCAUCUUUUUAAAAGCAAAGAGAAAACCAAAAAUUGUGAAAAAUUACUUUAAACGCAUAGCAUUGUAUAUAGGUAUGCAGCUAAGGUACAUUAUUUGUAUCAAUUCCAACCUGAAUAUACGUUUUAAGUUUAAGCUUAAGUUUUUUAUGAUUUUCAUAUAUAUAAGCCGACUGCAUAUUAUAUUUGUUUGAAU
Molecule: messenger RNA, 1912 nt
Organism: Drosophila hydei
Lineage: Eukaryota; Metazoa; Arthropoda; Insecta; Diptera; Drosophilidae
Product: post-GPI attachment to proteins factor 2-like
Exons: 5
Coding region: 246-1274 (342 amino acids)
Biological process (GO): GPI anchor biosynthetic process
Cellular component (GO): endoplasmic reticulum membrane; Golgi membrane
Source: RefSeq, a predicted model, not a curated record